GGGCGGGGCGGGGCCACGCGGUUGCCCAGGCGCGAGCGUCAAGGGGCUGCCAUAACGGUUAGGCUCGGCUCCCACAGGCGCGGCCCGGCGCCCCAUUGGCCUGGGUCGCUGCGCCCCGGAGCCUCCGCAUGUCAUGUCCCUGCUGCGCCUCUGGGCACCACGGCUUCUCCUCACGUGGCAACCAUUGUGGCUGCUGGUCCAGGCAGCUCAGCCUCUGGAGUCGACCCAGGACCCUCUCCAGCUGACCUCUGAGCACCCAGGGCCUAUCAAGCCCUGGUCUCUGCACUCCUCUGAACUCCCACCCUUAUCGCCCCAUGCGCUUACACCCCCGGCAGACCCGGGAGGCUUUGAUGACCUGGGGUCCUCUGCUCGCUCCCAGAUGUUGGACUCGCCACAGAAGUUAACUGACAGUUUGCUUCCAUUCUUGGGCAGGGAUUCACCUGGAGAGCCGCCCCCAGAAGUAGAUCAGUUUGCUGUUCCACGUCAGGAUCUGCAUCAAGACAAACUAAUUCGGCAAGAGAGGCUCCCAGAAUUGGUUCCAAUGCUAGAUGGGGAUCAGAAUCAGGUCCUAGCUCUACCUUCUCGACUCAAAAGUAAGAUUCAUACUGUCAAUCUAGAUCAGUCUACAGAUCACCAGUCAUUUGAAGUACUUGUUCCACCUCUAGAUAGCCAGAGUUCAAAAGCAGCAAAGUUUAUUGUUUCACCAGUGAAUCUGAAGAAGGAUGUAGCUCAGCAUCGGAGAUUUGCUAAAGUUGUUGGUAGAACUCCAAAGCAAUUUGCAAAACUUCAGCUUCAAAAAAACUUGCAGGAUGAUUAUGUAUAUCCAAGUACAGAUGUAGCUUAUUCUGGCAACCUACCUGCGGAAUCCCAGGAGAACUCAGAUGAGUCUCCAGAAACUCCUGACCAGGUUGAACCUUCUCUGGAGGCCCAAGAGACUCCUGAGGAGCUCCAGUCCUCUUCAUCCCAGCAAGAAGUUCCUGAGGACCAGGAGGCUCUAGGAGGUGAAGCAUCAAUGCAUCAUAAACUUUCAUCUCUAAGAAGUGACACUCAGCCAGUUGUCACAAGUAAACCUGCAGAUCUGAUUACCUUAACUCCGCAGGCAGAUAAAGAGAUUCACCUUCCUUCAGGCCAGGAGCAGGCCCCAACCCAGCCUUCAGAGGGUCUUGAAGUAGUAGAACCUUCAUCAACCCAACAAGAGGCUCCAGCUCAGACUUCAGAGCUCUCUGAACCCUCUUUAGCUGAGCAAGAGACUCCAGUUCAAGCUCCCAAGUCCCCUAUGGAGAAUAUAGCUGAAACUCUACCAACUCUACCUGUAAUUCCAUCUCUAGGUCAGGAUCAAGUUCAUUAUUAUAACUUGCCCAGUGUUACAGGUAGGCCUGCAGACGUGGAAAUAACCAUAACUUCGGAACCUACGAAGGAGGCCGAAUCUUCUCUAGCCCAGCAGGAGGCCCCAAUUCAGCCAGAGGCCUCUGUUCAGGAGGCCCCAGUUCAGCCAGAGGCCCCAGUUCAGCCAGAGGCCCCAGUUCAGGAAGCCCCAGUUCAGGAGGCUCCAGUUCAGGAGGCCCCAGUUCAGCCAGAGGCUCCAGUUCAGGAGGCCCCAGUUCAGCCUCCAGAGUAUGCUGAGGAGGUAGAACCUUCUCUAACCCAGCAAGAGACCCCAGCUCAGCCUCCGGGCCCUCCUGUGGAGACUGAACCUUCUCUCAGUGAGCAAGAGACCCCAACUCAGCCUUCUGAGUCUCCUGGGGAGGACCAGUCUUCUGAAAGCCAGCUGGAAGUACCAGUGCAACCUCUAGACUUGCCCAGUGUGACCGGUAAACCUGCAGAUGUACUAAUUACUAUAACACCUGAACCCACUACAGAGGUGGGAACUUCUGUGAUCAAUGGUGAGGCUAUAGUUCCUCCCUCAAUUCCAACUAAUGAGUUAGGACCUUCUGCAUCCCAGCCUGAAGCCCCAACUGUGCCUCCAGAGCUCCCUAACGAAGUAGGUCAACCUCCAGAAGGUGAGGAUGUGACAGGUUCUUCUCUAGGUUCUGAUCAAGCUGAGUCUCCUACUCCAGAAUUGAAUAAUGAGGUUGAAACUUCAGCGCAACAGGAGACCCUAGAUGAGUCCUCAGUGUCCCCUGAGCAGUUGGAACCUCAGCCAAGCCCCCCUCUAGAGGAGGAACAACCUCCAAUUGGUCAAGAGGUCCCCAGUCAGCUUGAAGAGCUGCCUGAGGAAUCUUUAUCAAGUCAGCAGGAGAGCUCAUCUCUGCCCUCAACGCCCCCCGUGAGUGUUGAACUUCCACCAGUCCAGGAAACACUCCCAACUAAACCUCCAGAAUCCACAUUUGUCCCGACUAUUGCUUCAUUCAGUGAUUCCAUGUCAUUUUCACCUCAAGAUCUAGAAGUAAUAUUCAGAAGUGGGUCUUCAUAUUUGCCUAAAACCACAGUUCAACAUGUGGCUCUGGUAGUUACUGUACCUUCAGAAGCCACUAAAGAAGUUGAGCCAGUUUCCACCCAGCAAGUUACAUUUUAUCCAACCCAGUCUAAUGCCCCUUCCCAGUCUCCAGGAUUCCCUGAAAACUUUGGAUUUUCUUCAGCCCAACAAGCAACCACAACUCAGAUGGAAACUUCAACUCAGGUCCUAAGUCAGAAUAAAGCUCAGGAUUUAACAUCACCCAGUGUUACAUUUCAACCUUUGGAUCUGGAACUCACCUCAACUCCAAAACCCACUGAACAUUCUACAACUGAGAAGAAGCCUGUAGCUCUUCCAUUAUUCCCUAUGGCUAUUGGAACGUACCAUAUAUCUCUUCCAACGGUCCCUGUAUUUGUUUUUCCAACCAUGAAGGAAACUUCAACUUUGCUUACAACGUAUCAAGAAGGAAUAAUUCCAACACAAGAAACUUCAACUCAGCCACAGGUCCUAAAUGAGAAUCAAGUUCAUUUUUCAACAGUACCCAGCUUUUCAUUUAAACCUGUGGAACUCCCCAUAACUCCAAAGCCCAAUGUGGUGGCUGAACAUCCUCUACAGCCCCACCACGUGGAAAUCCACAUAACUCCAGAGCCCAAUGUGGUGGUUGAACAUCCUCUACAGCCCCACCACGUGGAAAUC
Molecule: messenger RNA, 3091 nt
Organism: Ictidomys tridecemlineatus (thirteen-lined ground squirrel)
Lineage: Eukaryota; Metazoa; Chordata; Mammalia; Rodentia; Sciuridae
Source: RefSeq, a predicted model, not a curated record